AUGUGCAAGGGUCUCAAGUUUCUCCUCCUUGUAUCCGCUUUAUCGAUCACUGCGAAACUGCCCGAAUUCAAAGAUAUUGUUCGGCAACGAAAAGAAGGCAAUAACAUUGCUCAGUGUCCCUGCGUGAUCCAUCCAGAAAGCGGUCGCUGCUUUGUCUACAACCCAAUGUAUCAAGCCGUCAACGUCGAGGAGGCCAUGUUCACCUUUCCAGACUUGACAAUGCACGUCUACCCUGAAAAAGUUGGGGAUGUUGCAUCGUACACUUGCACAACCACAGAGUGUCAGCAGUGCUUCAGCCUGCUGUACUAUCAGCUACUAGACAAUGGUUUAAUUGAGAAAACUUUCAAGCCUGCAACUCGUCCUCUUGAACGGAAUGCCCUCCGACCAACGCUUUGUCCUCGAUAUACCUUUCUGAGGGAACCAAAAAUUCCUCCAGCACCAAAAAAUGUGCCUCCAUAUGUCAAAACUAUGAUACAGCAUGGCCUACAGAUCAUUAAGAAAGCCUUGCCACAGGUAAUGUUUGCUUUUUUUUUCUUGUUUCACUCAACACUUUUACCGUUUUCACUAUUCCGUAGGAAUACUCUUCUUUAUUACUUUGUUUUCCACCAGCUUUCAGAUACAGUGGCUUUCAAAACUUAUCCACGGAUUGCCCCAUAAAA
Molecule: messenger RNA, 659 nt
Organism: Strongylus vulgaris
Lineage: Eukaryota; Metazoa; Nematoda; Chromadorea; Rhabditida; Strongylidae
Source: the annotation of a GenBank genome assembly